Spathaspora passalidarum NRRL Y-27907 is the source of this 802-nucleotide messenger RNA. RefSeq lists its product as uncharacterized. The transcript has a single exon. The coding region runs from base 44 to 694 and encodes 216 amino acids. The record is from RefSeq and is a predicted model, not a curated record. NCBI's taxonomy places the organism in Eukaryota, Fungi, Ascomycota, Pichiomycetes, Serinales, Debaryomycetaceae.
GCUCCUUUCACUUCACAGAGUAGACCUAAUGGACACCACAAGCAUGUCCGAGUACUCGGAGAAAUCAAACGAAUUAACUGCAGAGUUAACCAAUGAAUUCAAAAACGCGGCAAAAUCAAUAGCAACCUUAUACAACUCGUCUAAUAGCAAUAGUGAUAGUCUCAAGUCUGAUUUCACAAAUGCUGCCAGAUCAGUAGCUAGUUUAUACAAGAUCACCAAUAAUUCUCGGGAUAUGUUGUUUAAUCAUGGGUAUUUGUCGUGCCUUGAUGAUUUAUUACAAGUCAUUAGCCAACAAGGUGACGUUGAGAAUUGGGUAUUGACUAAACGUGCAGAACUUUUGAAGAAGGAUAAACCGGAUGAAGAAAAUACCAAGAAAGAAGUCGAGAAGCAAGAAAUAUCACCCGAACAAGUCAUUAAUAUAAAGAAAGAAGAUAAUAAAGACACAUCUAUUGAAGAUGUCUACAGCUUUACAUUUACUCUGGAUAUAAAACCAAAUGUUCAUUUCCGUCCCAGUAUACCACCGUUAUCAGUGCAACAUAAUCUCAAACAAAGGCAAUCACAUAUGUUACUGAAACGAUUAGAAAAGAUACAGAGAUUGACUGCUUCUGAUGAAGAUAUCCAGUUAGAAAAGUUGAAGCUUUUACAACUACAAAGUAGUCAAGAAUCUCCACCAAAGAAGAAAAAGAAGAUUUAGAGUUGAUAUAGAGUUUACAAAUGCAUCUUGAUAUUAGGGUUUUGGUACGGUCUAGGUUAUAUAGUUUAGGGUUCUGUUAAUAAGUAAAUAAUCCAUCGUCAUUAUCGG